Messenger RNA from Oncorhynchus keta (chum salmon), 2552 nucleotides. RefSeq names its product myotubularin-related protein 6. The record is from RefSeq and is a predicted model, not a curated record. The coding region runs from base 241 to 2310 and encodes 689 amino acids. Gene Ontology annotation, biological process: dephosphorylation. Gene Ontology annotation, cellular component: nuclear envelope. NCBI's taxonomy places the organism in Eukaryota, Metazoa, Chordata, Actinopteri, Salmoniformes, Salmonidae. Gene Ontology annotation, molecular function: phosphatidylinositol-3,5-bisphosphate phosphatase activity. The transcript has 15 exons.
AUGCCUGGUGUGGUUGUAGUCCGUAGCGGAGAAGUACGUCCAAGCAGGAAGUGCUGUGAAGAGCCGAUAGCUAUAACAUCUACUGAAAACAUACACAAUCGUGAAAGCUCAACGAAUGCCGGUAGCAAGUAAAAAAAGCUAUCAAAUAACAUCAGUUUGCCGCACCUUGAUAGUCGAUGUGCGAAUCAUAUCACCGGUCAACUGUUUAUAUCGUUGCUUGCACUGACAGCUGUCAGUGAAAUGGAACAUAUCCGAACGCCAAAGUCCUUGACUGAGUUGACUGAUCGCCAUCCUGUGGAGUUGCCUAGCGCCACGCUGGUUGCUGGGAGACAGAGAGAGACCUUUUCAAAGAGAGAGAAUAGGCUAUUUGUCUAUAUUCAGUCAAGGGUUCUAAAUGAUGUCAUUAAGGUGGAGCAGGUGCGUCUGUUGGAUCGUUUCAGUAACAAGUCGACCAGCGGGACGCUGCACCUGACGGCUACACACCUCAUCUUCGUGGAGAGCAAUGCCGACGCCGCCCAGGAGAUCUGGAUCCUGCACCACCACAUCGGGUCAGUGGAGAAGCUGUCGUUGACCACCAGCGGUUGUCCCCUGGUCAUCCAGUGUCGUAACUUCAGAGUGGUCCACUUUGUGGUCCAGAGAGAGAGAGACUGUCACGACAUCUACAGCUCACUGCUCAGACUGCUACGGCCAGUAUCCUAUGAGGAGCUCUAUGCGUUCUCUUACAACCCCAAGCAGAAUGAGCAGCAGAGAGAGGAGGGCUGGCAGCUCAUUGACCUGGGGGCAGAGUUUGAGAGGAUGGGCGUCCCCUGCGACCAAUGGCAACUCACUGAUGUCAACAGGAACUACAAGAUAUGUGAGACGUAUCCCAGGGACCUGUAUGUGCCCAUCACAGCCAGUAAGCCCAUCAUCGUCGGCAGCUCCAAGUUCAGGAGCAAAGGACGCUUCCCUGUCCUCACAUACUUCUACCAGGAGAAGAAGGCAGCGGUGUGUCGGUGCAGCCAGCCUCUCUCUGGGUUUAGCGCGCGAUGCCUGGAGGAUGAGAGCAUGCUGCAGGCCAUCAGCAAAGCCAAUCACAACAGCCGGUUUGUCUACGUCAUGGAUACCAGGCCCAAGUUGAAUGCCAUGGCCAACAGAGCAGCUGGUAAAGGCUAUGAGAAUGAAGAUAACUACUCCAACAUCCGCUUUCAGUUUGUGGGGAUCGAGAACAUCCACGUGAUGAGGACCAGCCUACAGAAACUACUGGAAGUGGUGGGAACUCGUUCUCUGUCAGUGAAUGACUACCUGCUGGGCUUGGAGAGCUCUGGUUGGCUACGACACGUCAAAGCUGUGGUAGACGCAGCCAUCUUCCUCACCAAGGCAGUAACAGUAGAAGGAGCCAGUGUGUUGGUCCACUGUUCAGACGGCUGGGAUCGGACAGCCCAGGUCUGCUCUCUGGGAGCUCUGCUCAUGGACCCCUACUACCGCACCAUCAAAGGCUUCAUGGUCCUCAUAGAGAAAGACUGGAUCUCAUUUGGACACAAGUUUGCAGACAGAUGUGAUCAGUUGGAUGGUGAACCCAAGGAGGUGUCCCCCGUCUUCACACAGUUCCUGGAGUGUGUGUGGCAGCUCACAGAACAGUUCCCCCAGGCGUUUGAGUUCAGUGAGUGGCUGCUGCUGCAGAUCCAUGAACAUGUUCACUCCUGUCAGUACGGGAACUUCCUGGCCAACAACCAGAGGCGGAGAGAAGAGCUGCAACUCAAAGACAGGACUCACUCUCUGUGGGCGUUUCUGUUGAGUGAGGGGCAGAACUACCUAAACCCCGCCUACUGCCACACCUACGCAGGGACACACCCUGUCCUAGAACCCUCCACCCUGCCCUGCCACCUCAAGUUCUGGAGGAAUAUGUACCACCAGUUUGAUCGUUCCAUGCACCCCCGUCAGUCUGUCCUGAAAAACGUUCUCACCCUGAAAGAGAGCAACCGCCAACUGGAGGACACAAUAAUGAAACUGGAGGCUAGACUACAGAAGCAUGGCAUCAGCCCCCCCACCCCAGACCCCCAGGCCCCCCCUAAAGACCAACGCACCCUCCUUAACCACACACGGCCCCACUCCCUCAUCCUGGCAGCCCCCCUCAGCCUUAAGGAGGCGCAGCAUCAGGAGGAGGUGGGAGAGGAGGCAAAAAAAUGCUGCAGUGACACAGAGCGGACAGUAGAGGGAAGCAGUGGCUCAGAGCGCAAGGAGAGCUACGGAGACCUGCAGGGGACAUACGGGGCUAAGGUGGAGCCCGCUGUGGUCAGCCUGGAGUUUGGAGUGGCCCGCAUGACAUGCUGAGGCAUUGUGGGAUACAGGAGGAGGAGGGGAGAUUGGACUGGAAUGGGGGGGGGAUACUGAGCGAUGCGGUGACUGAAGGACGGGUGUGUGUUGUGUUCAGCCAUAUUCCUAUGAGGGUGUACUGUAUGCCUGUAAUGUACGUCUCUGUGGAAAGAGACACUAUGGCAUUUACCCUACUUAGAAAGGCUGUUUUAUGAAUGUUGAAAAGCUCUAAAGAGAAUAAAUGAGAAGAUGAAACCGUU